Manihot esculenta (cassava) is the source of this 1495-nucleotide messenger RNA. RefSeq names its product F-box protein CPR1. The record is from RefSeq and is a predicted model, not a curated record. Lineage: Eukaryota; Viridiplantae; Streptophyta; Magnoliopsida; Malpighiales; Euphorbiaceae. Gene Ontology annotation, molecular function: protein binding. Bases 48 to 1301 code for a protein of 417 amino acids. The transcript has a single exon.
UUAGCCGCCUUAAUCCAUCCCUCUAGUUUCCAGCUCCAUUUUCUCUAAUGAAGUUUGAUUAUGAUCUUUUCAUGGAAAUUCUAAGCCAAUUGCCUAUUGAGACUCUUCUACGCUUCAGAUGCUUGUCAAAAAAAUGUUGUUCUUGUAUUGAUAGCCCAGAUUUUAUCUACUUCCAUCUUAAUCGAUCCAUAAAAACCUGCACCAACCGUAGCCUCAUCAUUGAUGAUGUUUUUCCAGAGGGUUCUAUCUACGCGGUGGAUUUAGACUCAUCAGAAUCAGAUAGAUCCCUUGUGGAGCUCCAUCGUCCUUACAAGCCUUUCGUGAAUACUGUCGAGAGUGUGCUUAGUGAUACUACAGACAGGUAUAUUGUUAGGCCUCGCAAGUUUUACUCAGAUGUAUUUGGCUCCUGCAAUGGCUUGCUUGCUAUGUACAACUGCAGUGGCGUCACCUUGUGGAACCCAUCAACGAAGAAGCACCGCAACAUUCCUGAAUUCUGGAGUGAUAUUGAGUCCAAUACUUGUGAUAGAAUCUUGGAGGGGUUUGGAUAUGAUCCAAUUAACAAUGAUUACAAGGUGAUCAUGAUAUAUCAACGUAAUGAACUACACUACAAGGCAAAAUUACACGAGAUCAAAUCUGUAGUUUACAGUUUGAAAGGUAAUUGUUCAACAAGGAUUGAAGACCUAAAUGGUUAUUAUAUUUCUUUCAGUGGCCACUCAGCGGGUGUUUCUGUUGGCGGGUCAUUGCAUUGGGUGGUUAGUCGCGAAGAAAAAAGAUACCAGUUCGAUAAAAGUAUACUUGCAUUUGAUCUUGUGAAUGAGAAGUUCUACGAGCUGCCGAAACCUCGUAUAAAGGGUGAACUGUUUGUGUCUUUGUCGGAACUUGGAGGAAGCCUCGCUAUAACCUAUUCGUCGAGCACACGUAUGUUUAUAGAGAUAUGGGUUAUGAAAGAAUAUGGAAUAAUUGAUUCUUGGACUAAAAUAAUUCGGAUCGACGGUGAGGAGAACUUACUUAAAUCUGAUCGCUAUGCAGCCAAUCUGCGGCCUUUAUGUUAUUCAAAAACUGGGGGUGAAAUCUUAGUGGGUUAUCCGUAUGAUGAAUACUUUGUCUCAUAUGAUUUGGAGGAGAAAAUUGCUAAGAGAGGUGUAGUUUUUCGAUCCCCAGAGCGUGAGAGUAUUCACAGUGAUAUUCCUAAUAAAAUCUCAGCAAACAUUUGUAUGAGAAGCCUUGUUCCUGUCAAUUUUAGUUCUGGGAUUGCUGAGUCUUCUUCAGAGAUUCAAAGCAUGGAGCGCAAGAGAACAUGACAGAAAAGAAAAAGAAGAUACUUUUUUAUGGAUUCUGUGUUUCUGAUUUUUGGUUCAGCAGCAUUACUUUUGCAGACAUUUAUGCUCUCUAUGAUUUGUUUUUGCAAUAAAAAUAAAUAGCUGUUAGUGUUUUCUUGGGUGUAGUAACCGACUAUUUUCGAUAAUUUAUCAUGUUUUGCUCAUCAUUUAUAUGA